Messenger RNA from Linderina pennispora, 453 nucleotides. RefSeq names its product calmodulin. Gene Ontology annotation, molecular function: calcium ion binding; enzyme regulator activity. The record is from RefSeq and is a predicted model, not a curated record. The coding region runs from base 1 to 453 and encodes 150 amino acids. The transcript has 2 exons. Lineage: Eukaryota; Fungi; Kickxellomycota; Kickxellomycetes; Kickxellales; Kickxellaceae.
AUGAGCGAGAAGUUCAACGAGGAGCAGAUUAACGAGUACCGCGAGGCGUUCUCGCUUUUCGACCGCGACAACGACGGCAGCAUCACAGCCCAGGAGCUGGGCACCGUGAUGCGGUCUGUUGGCCAGAAGCCGACUGAGGCUGAGCUGCAGGACAUGAUCAACGAGGUCGACAAGGAUGGCAACGGCACUAUCGACUUUGCCGAGUUCCUCUCGCUCAUGGCGCGCCAGGCGACCAGCAGCAACGACGAGGAGGCUGAGAUCCGGGAGGCCUUCCGCGUGUUCGACAAGAACGGCGACGGUGUCAUCUCGGCGUCGGAGCUGCGUCACGUCAUGACUUCGCUGGGCGAGAAGCUGACCGACGAGGAGGUCGAGGAGAUGAUCCGCGAGGCUGACGUCGACGGCGAUGGCCAGAUUAACUACGAGGAGUUCUGCAAGAUGAUGAAGACCAAGUAA